AUGAAAAAAUAAAAUAAAAAAACAUAAUUAGAUGAAAGAGGAAUAGCUUUUAAUUUAUUUAAUUAUUUAUAAAAUGAAGAAACACAUACAUCUUCUAAAAUAAAAUAACCUUUUGUUAAUAUACCAGACACAAUUUAUUAUAAAUUUGGAUAACCAGUAAUAUGGUAUUUUACAGAUUCAAAUGGUUAAGUAAAGAAAAAAAUGAAAAAUAAUUUAACAGUAGAAGCUAUAUAAGAAUGUUUUUUAAAUAAAACACCAGAAUGUAAUAUAGUAGCAUUUUUUAUAUCAAUAAAUCACGUGAAAACUUAAGAUUAUAAAUUUGAGUUUUUUAAUUAAAAAUCUUUUUGUAAUUUUAUUAUGUUUAAAAGUUAUGAUAAAGAAGGUUAUCUAUAAAGAUUUAUUUAAUCAAAGGGAAUAUAUAAUACUAUCAUUAAAGCUAUUUGGUCUCCUUAAAUAUGCUUUUUUGAAAAAUAUGUAAAUAAACUUCCUAUUAAUGAUAUUUCUUUAGAUAUUUAUUAAAGAGUUAUUAAUAUUGAGACAUUUUAGAAUUAAUGUGAAACAAUUAAUUUAAAAGGAAAAUUUUUAAGUGAAAAAUUAGAUUAAUUAACAAGUAAAAUAUCUUAACAUAUAGAAAAAGUAUCUCCUUAUGGAAAUAAAAUCAAAUAAAUGGAACUUAUUUAUAAAAUGGACUAAAAAAAUAAAAUCUAUUUAAUUUUAUGUCAAAAUAUAAAAACUGAAGAAGUAGAAAUAUUUUUUUAUUUUUUUGUUUGGUUUAAAAUUAAUUUUUUUUAAAAAAAUAUAUAUAAUUUUAGAGUAUUCAUUUUACAGAAAAUAAUGAAUAUUCUUAUAGUAUACCAGAUUAUAUUAAUUAAAAUAAAAUUUAACUAUAAAGGCCUUUAAUUUUGA
Ichthyophthirius multifiliis is the source of this 906-nucleotide messenger RNA. RefSeq lists its product as hypothetical. The transcript has 4 exons. The record is from RefSeq and is a predicted model, not a curated record. Lineage: Eukaryota; Ciliophora; Oligohymenophorea; Hymenostomatida.